Messenger RNA from Conger conger (European conger), 3087 nucleotides. RefSeq names its product bridging integrator 2b (gene bin2b). Gene Ontology annotation, molecular function: protein binding; phospholipid binding. The record is from RefSeq and is a predicted model, not a curated record. The transcript is spliced from 13 exons. Gene Ontology annotation, cellular component: podosome; phagocytic cup; plasma membrane. NCBI's taxonomy places the organism in Eukaryota, Metazoa, Chordata, Actinopteri, Anguilliformes, Congridae. Gene Ontology annotation, biological process: podosome assembly; plasma membrane tubulation; phagocytosis, engulfment. Bases 320 to 2074 code for a protein of 584 amino acids.
AAGCAGCUUGUAACCGCCCUUCCGACAUCAAACUACAAGGGACACAGCUUGGGGGAGUUACGGGCAUUGCUUUUAAAAAAACUGUAGGUGAAUGGGUUUGAAUGAUGAGGUAAGAUUUUGGGACUCUGUACAACAGUUGUUGAGGAAUAUCAAGAAAAGCCUGUUGUAGUUUGUUUGCUCCGGUUUCUUCCGAUAGUUUUUUUUCUUUAUUGGGAUUGGACCGCUGAUUACGUUCCGCCACCCCCUCCCCCAUCUAAAGCAAGGAGGUAUAAAACCACAACGGCAGUUUGCAAGAGGAAGAAGAGAACAGAGAGGAGAGAUGGCAGAGAACAAGCCAAAUUCUGGCAGCGGCUCGGCUGGAAUCUUUGCCAGGCGUGUCCAGAAGCAGCUGAGUCGUGCUCAGGAGAAGGUCCUGCAAAAGCUGGGAAAAACAGUGGAGACCAAAGAUGAACAGUUUGAGCAGUGCUUUCAGAACUUUCACAAGCAACAGAGUGAUGGAAACCGGCUUUUCAAAGACAUAAAGGCAUACUUCAACGCUGUCAAAGUGAUGCGUGAGACCACCAAACGCCUGUCCCAGUCGCUGAAAGAUGUAUACGAAGAGGAUUGGCACGGUGGAGAAGACUUGGGCGUUAUUGUGGAAAGUGAAGACCUUCUGUGGAACGACUAUGAGGAGAAGAUGGCAGACCAAGCUGUCCGCACCAUGGAGAAUUACAUAAGCCAGUUCCCUGAAACCAAGGAGAGAGUUGCAAAACGUGGCAGGAAGCUAGUGGACUAUGAUUCCUCCCGCCACCACCUGGAGGCGCUGCAGAGUGGCAAAAAGAAAGAUGAAAUGAAAAUAAGUAAGGCCGAGGAAGAAUUUCACAGAGCUCAGACUGUGUUUGAGGACAUCAACCGAGAGCUCAGGGAAGAGCUGCCAGACCUCUAUCAGAGCCGAAUAGGAUGCUAUGUGACCGUCUUUCAGAACAUCUCCAAUUUAAGGGAUGUGUUCUACAAGGAAAUAAGUACGCUGAACAACAAUCUGUACAAUGUGAUGAAGAAGCUGGAAACGCAGCAUUCAGACAAGGCCUUCAUCGUCAAGGGCUGGGAGAGCAGUAGCGCUGGCACUGGCACUAAGAAGAGGAGAUCUCUGAUGAUUUCUGCCCCAAUCCCGUGCAACACGGCGUUCCCCUCAGACCACACCUCCAUCCAGAAGCACAGGGGGGAAGACCAAGAGAAGACGGCCGGAAAUUCUGCCGUUCCCACCGAGAAGGCUGCCGUCCGCACCAGCUCCUCCUCUGGAGAGGCCUCUGAACCCGAAGAGCCCGAGGUCAACUCCAAUAACUGCAGCGACCAGCCCACGGCCAGGAGUGAUGAGGAACCCGUGGGUGUAGAGCGCAAGGAAGAGAAGCAAGGGACGGAGGAGAAGGAGAAGGAGACGGAGGAGAAAGAGACGGAGGAGAAGGAGGCGGAAGAGAAGGAAACUGAGGAGAAGGAGACGGAGGAGAAGAAUGAAACUGAGGAGAAGGAGACGGAGGAGAAGAAUGAAGCUGAGGAGAAGGAGACGGAGGAGAAGAAUGAAACUGAGGAGAAGGAGAAAGAAGUGAACGGGAAAGAGCCGGACGUGUCUGCGGCCCAGUCAGGGCAGGAUUCCACAGAGGAAGGGUCGGCCCAAACUCCGGCACAGGGAGAAAGCGAUGAGGGCAGGAGCGCGCUUCCCAGUUCCGAGCUGGAGGACCUGGCCGCCGGGAAUGCUGACGGCAGACCCGUCCCUGCCCCGCGCAGAGCUACGGAGAAAAGGAUCAGCCUCAAACUGGACACGAACGGCGUGGAGGCAGAGCCCGCAGGCGCAGCUGAGACUGAGAACCCCCCAGGGUUUCUCUACAAGGGUGUGGCGAUGGAGAGCUAUGUAUCAGAGGAAGAGGGAGAGCUGCAGUUCAAGGAAGGAGAUGUCAUUCUUGUCCUUACUUAUGGUGAAGAAAUGCCCAAAGGCAGUGCUAGAGGAGUGAAGGAAAGUGACUGGAUUCAUCACAGGGAUCAACUGGAUCACUCUGGGAUCUUCAAGGAGAACCGGAUCCGGCGGAUUGAUGCCGAGUAACGCUCAAGUUUCUCUUGCGCUGCCUUGGUCCAUUGUUUUGGGGAAAGACAGAGAGGCAAUACAUGCAUCCAUGGGCAUGUGGGCACUAUAAACUUCUGGGAGCCAGAUGAUCACAACCUGACCAUAAAACUUGGUGAGGGCAGACGUCUGAGCCAGGACUAGGAUAAUUUUUUUCAGGCUUCAGAGAAGGCAGAAUCAAACAAACACAGUAUCUUCAACAUUGCGUGUUCAGAGUCCUAGUUCUGGUCUGAAAUGCAACCAACCAACAAGGGAGACAAGGCUCCCGUGCGUCCCCUGCAAGCAUGUGAUUGGCCAAAGUUAUUCCUUGUGGCUAACUGCCAUCUACUCUUCUGUGUCAAUACAAACACCUAUGAUAUUUUAGUAAGCACUUCUGAAAACCAAAUCCAUAUUAUAGUGAAUUGUUCAGAGGAUUCUGGUUUGGUUCUAUAGGUGAACAGUUUUUUUUUUUUGGGGGGGGGGAACUUAUAACAAAUGUAGUUAAAAGUGAGUACUUUUUUAAAGAAAAUUACAAAGGUAUAAGUGAGCACAUUUUUAAACGUAUGCUGUGAAUUGCGUUUGUUUUCUGUCAUUCAUAUUAUUAAUCUCUGACAAAAUGAUUAACAGAGAACAACGCUUGCUCAUAUGGGUGACUUGUAUUAGUCAGUCAAAUGAAGGUAUUUUAAAUGUAAUCUCAAUAAAGUUCAAACUUAAAUGGGGCUGGAAAUAAAUGUCAUUUAUGAAAUUGUAUUUUUCUGAGUUUAUAAGAUUGGUGGGAAACCAUGAUUAAUGUUUAUGGUUUUCUUUUCCAGAAAUGUUUGUGUUUUGUAUGAGAACCCUGCAUUGUUAAAAAAGAACUUGGAUAGCUACAUUAGCUAAAUAUCCUUAUACGCAAUUACUGUUUUUGCAUAUGACCAAGUGAAAUGUAUGAUUUGUGUGUUUCUGCAGUCUAUUCUGCAAUAGAUUUUUAAUUCUGAAACUCAUUGUUCCAAAAUCUAAAUAAAACGAUUACCAAA